AUUAAACAUCCCAUCGUAUCCCAAACAACAUAUACAGCACUCAAAGAACAAAAAAAGCCAACCCCCGCUCAACCACCCCGACGGCCACUGGCACAUCAAUAUAAAAACUCAACCAAACCCACUACCAUCACCCAACAACCCACUAGAACCUUCCCAAUAACACCCCAACCCCAACCCCAGACCAAACCAAACCAAGCACCCACAACCAAAACGAAAAAUGGUAAGACUCCCCCAACGCUCCCGGGUAAUCAUCCCGCGGCGCCACCACCCGCACGAGCAGUACGUGUGGCUCAUCGACACCGAGGCGGGCCGCAACGACCCGACCUUCACCCCGAACUGGAACAUGUACAGGGACGAGCUGACGCGACAGUUCCGGCGGCUGCGCGAGAGCGACCCGCACCUCAAGCCGCUCAUCGGCGAGGUGCACGUCGGGCGCCGCGGCAAGAUCUACAAGGAGCUGCUGCCCUCGGGCGAGGCGCUGUGCGUGCAGUGGUUUCUGCUCGGGGGGCCGAAUGCGGACCGGGAGCAUGCGCGCACCAUGCAGCUGGUCGAGGAGCUUUGGGGGCCGGACGACGCGGACGACGUGGGCGCCGGUGCGGAGGCGGAGACGGUGGUUGAGCCGUUGGAUGUGCAGGGGCUGAGGAUCUCCGAGUAGAACUUUUGAGGUUUUGGGUUGAGAGGGGGGUUGUAGUUUCUUAUUCCA
Aspergillus fijiensis CBS 313.89 is the source of this 703-nucleotide messenger RNA. RefSeq lists its product as uncharacterized. The transcript has a single exon. Lineage: Eukaryota; Fungi; Ascomycota; Eurotiomycetes; Eurotiales; Aspergillaceae. The record is from RefSeq and is a predicted model, not a curated record. The annotation marks the transcript as partial.